This is a messenger RNA of Esox lucius (northern pike), 4878 nucleotides long. RefSeq names its product alkaline phosphatase, intestinal, tandem duplicate 1 (gene alpi.1). Gene Ontology annotation, biological process: dephosphorylation. Gene Ontology annotation, molecular function: alkaline phosphatase activity. Lineage: Eukaryota; Metazoa; Chordata; Actinopteri; Esociformes; Esocidae. The transcript has 11 exons. The coding region runs from base 1715 to 3364 and encodes 549 amino acids. Gene Ontology annotation, cellular component: plasma membrane. The record is from RefSeq and is a predicted model, not a curated record.
AAAAUAAUUUUUAAUAACAUAUUUGUAAUCAGAUGAGGUAAUCCUUGUUAAAUGUAAACUGUCCUAUCCACCUACCGUGCUCUCUACCUGUGCACCCGAUACUGGGUGAGUUUCAGUGCCACUCAUGUUUUCAUGUUCAUCCUGACAUCUUUGCUGACAUCUUUCCCACAGUAGGAACCAGUCCUUCUCAAGACCUCAUGAUGACAGCCAUAAUCUUCUAAUUAUUAUUAUUUCACGUUAUUCUGGUGCCUUAGAAAUAAACCUCUGCCUGUAAGACCGUCCUGAGUAAACAUGCUUUCUAAGUAAAUACUCAAGUGACAGGGGUAUAAUAUGCUUGAUGGGGGGACAAACUGUGCUAAGACAGAUGGAGCCACUGGCAUUUACACUCGUCUUGAGGGAAACCCGUACACUCUUUACAUAAGCCAGCGUUCCUUCUCGAGUCCGGAGACAGAUCUCUCACGACAAUGGGUAGACAUGCCUUCACAGGUUCGUGGGCUCCGAUGUCUGCUCUGGUAUUUUGGUUAGGGGUGUACAUGUAAAUAUAAUGACUUGCACAUGCACAUCUUCCCCAAUUCAACUUAAUAUUCUGCAAUCAUUUCCCUUCAUUAUUGUUGUCGUAUCACGUAAGGCCCUUCUGCUCUGUUUCCUCUUCCUUUUUUUUUUAUUAGGCGCUUCAUUAGGUGCACGUGACUAAAAACCACAAUCUGCCGCUCAGUGUGAGUCACUGGCGAAGGGACCGAGGUUUGCCAUGGUAACCGGGUAACAGGAUGCAAGUCGAACAACAUUCGACUUUCAACAUUAAGACCAAACCCUGUUAAGUCGGUCACUGGUUGCACGAGUCUAGGAACAAUGUUGGCACGUCUCACACACAAGCUUGUGUUUUCGCGUAUAAAGGGAGAAAGAAUAUUGACACCACAGGCAGUCUCCUUUAGCUCACGGGGGAAAAAUGCAAUCCAAUUUUCAUCCUAUUUGCUAAAAGCAGACAGACUUACUGGAUUAUUAAAACUACAGAGGGUCUCUCACAUGCAGACAACACAUUUCACAUUGUUUUGUUUCCUGAUAAAUAUCCACUUUAAAAUGAGUAAAAUGGAAAUGUGACACUUUUCAAACGUAGGAGGCAUGGCUCACAACUCAAAAAUGAUGUCCCGCAGAAUACAAAUGGUGAACUGUACAUUCUCACAUUUGUCUGUUUUUCCAGGGCAGAAGUGAAAAGAGUAAUUUGUGAUUUUCAUUAUGUGGAUGCCAACACAAAUUGGGCAGCCAUUUCUCCUUUCUGUUAAAUUAACUGCCGCAGAGAAAUACACAUUAGAGCGUUUGCCACAUCAAAGGGUAAUUUACAUUUCAAUAAUACACAUUUUUAGACAGCAAGCUGGAGAGUGAGAGAGACAGAGAGAGGUGGAGAGAGGGUGAAAAAAAAGAUCAAGCCUUUUAAAACAAAAGUACAAUUUAAAAUCAAAGAGAAGAGAGAGGGGCUCCUUGGAGUGAAGAAUGAUACUGUGGCAGUAUGGUCUUGUGUGGUCCCCCUCACACACACACGCACGCACACACAUACACGCACACACUCUGCCUAAGCCUAUGAGCUGGCUCGGGCCUUCGCUUGCAACACACCCUGAGCUUUAAAAGGCUGGGCUGGAGGUCUGGAGAGGCAUAGUCUCCCCUCCUCCUUAGUGCCGUGUGGGUCGGUGGGAGAGCUCCUCCAUCCUCCUGGACAGCGAUGCAGACACCAUCGCCGUGCGGGGCCCCCGGGCUCCUGCCGCUCCUCCUGGCCCAGCUCCUGCUCUUGACCGCUGCCGGACUGGUUUCCACCGAAGCGAAUCAGGAGAAAGAGAGGGAGCCAGCCUAUUGGAAUGCUCAGGCCAAGGAGACGCUCCAAGCCGCGCUGAGACUCCGCCCCCUAACGCACCGCGCCAAGAACAUCAUCCUCUUCCUAGGGGACGGAAUGGGUGUGUCCACUGUUUCUGCGGCUCGCAUCCUGAGGGGCCAGAUGGAGGGAAGAUCGGGAGAAGAGACAGUACUCGCCAUGGAGACCUUCCCUUACCUGGCCCUCUCUAAGACGUACAGUGUCGAUAAGCAGGUAGCAGACAGCGCUAGCACGGCUACAGCAUACCACUGUGGAGUGAAGGCUAAUUCCAAGACCGUGGGCCUCAGUGCCAACGCAGUGGCCUAUGAAUGCAACACCACCUUCGGUAAUGAAGUGUAUUCUGUGCUACAUCGUGCUAAAGCACAAGUAAUCAAUGGGACUUUACGGCACGCCUGUGUUCCAGGGAAGUCUGUGGGCAUCGUGACCACCACCCGUGUCCAGCACGCCUCUCCGGCCGCCGCUUACGCCCACUCGGUGAGCCGAAGCUGGUACAGCGAUGCCGACAUGCCCUCCAGUGCCCGCCGGCAGGGCUGCGUGGACAUUGCCACCCAGCUGGUGACCAACGUUGACAUUGACGUGAUUUUGGGUGGGGGGAGGAUGUACAUGACCCCGAAGGGCACCCCAGAUCCAGAGUACCCCACUUCUUCAUCCCGGAAAGGGGAUCGCAAAGACAAGAGGAACCUCAUUGAUGUGUGGAGGAAAGCGCGACAGGGCAAGGAUUCCCAGUAUGUUUGGCACAGAAAGCAGUUUGAUGAGAUCAACGUCAAGACCACAGAUCGUCUCCUAGGUCUCUUUGAGCCGAAGGACAUGCGGUUUGAGGUUUUCCGGAAUGCCUCACGUGACCCGUCCAUCGUUGAGAUGACAGAGAAGGCAAUUCAGAUCCUUAGCAAGAACCCCAAUGGCUUCUUCCUCUUUGUGGAAGGAGGGAGAAUUGACCACGGCCACCACGACGGCAUCGCCAAACUGGCGCUGACCGAGGCCGUCAUGUUUGACCGGGCGGUGCACCGGGCCUCCCAGCUCACCAAAGAAUCCGACACUCUCACCGUCGUCACGGCAGACCACUCCCAUGUCUUCACCUUCGGGGGAAACACGCCCCGGGGAAACCCCAUCUUCGGUUUGGCACCCAAGAAGGCGGAUGACAGGAUGCCGUUCACCAGCAUUCUGUACGCCAAUGGGCCUGGUUACGUGCACGCCAACGGGACAAGAGGAAACAUCACUUUAGUGGAUUACUAUGAUGAGGAAUAUAUGCAGCAGUCCGCCGUGCCUCUGGACUCUGAGACCCACGGCGGCGAGGACGUGGCCAUCUAUGCCAAGGGGCCCAUGGCUCACCUCUUCCACGGGGUCAAAGAGCAGAACUACAUCGCCCACGCCAUGGCCUACGCAGCCUGUAUCCCGCCCUACACCGACUGCCCCCCAGCCCCGCCCGCCUCGGGCGGACAGACACGCCUCCCGCCUGAGCCGCUGCUCGGCCUAGCCUGCCUCCUCUGGCUCCUGAUCAGAUGACGACACUGGUCGGGACACGCGUGCCGGGCGCGGGUUUCCGUGUUAGCACGCCCGCGUUGUCCGUGGAAGGUGUGUCGGAACAUUGGUUUGGACGGGACGGACGAUGGGGAAGAAAUGGGGUUGUUAAGUGGGCUCAUCCCCAAAGACUGAUGAGAAAAUGACACACUGUCUGUUUUGAUGCAGGGCUGUAACUUUGAUUCCUACGUCGUAUUGCGGACCACUCAGUGGGGGGGUCUUGACUGGAACUUGAACCCGGGCCCAGAGAGGGGCCAAUCUAACUUUCUUGCAGUCAUAACGCCAAGUCAAAAUAAGCAGAUCUCAUCAGAUUCGUCAAGAUUAAACUAGUGCGGGUGACAACUAAUGACCGAUAUUACCAACACAUUUUGUUUUAGGACAAUGUACUGGAGGUGUUUAGAUUUAAAGUGUGUUAUAUUUUUCAUCACCCAAAUGCGUUUGAAUAAUGUUAUUUCACUCUUGCCUGGUGUCCCCCAUCUCUCUAUCCCACCAGCUAUCAACCGCUUCUGUAGACAUGUCACCAGCCGUGGUACAAGUCAGCUUGGUUUGAACGACCGAAUGCGCUAAAACAGCUAAUCUGUGUAGAGCAGAUGGACUUGAGUCAGAACUCCACUGUUCCCGGAGAAGCACGCGUGACUUGAAGACAUAAGCCAAUGAAGGGACAGUGGAGAUCAAAACAUUUCCCAGAUACAGACCAAACCUAGUGUCGGAGUGAAAAAAAACUACUUUGUUUGUUCCUCUCAUGCAUGUCUGACCACAAGAAACCCUACUGUAUGACGACCAGCCUUGCAGUCAGAGAUGUUUACGAUAAACAAAUAAUAAUUUACCUCACAUGUUGAGCUGGACGUGUAAUAUGUUGUGAUAUGAGCAUGAUCUGUAAGUAUAAUCACUAUCAUACCUCAAUUACCCACAAAAUUCCAGGUUUGAAAGCGUGGGGAUUUGAGGACACAGGGCAUUUGCACACACAUGACAUAAUACACCAUUUUCAUGGAACCUUUUUGGCUCUAAAGCAGAAUUUUUACAACCGGUUACAAAAAAUACAUCUUUAUGGGGAAAUACAUAAAAUAAAGUGGAAUGAAACACUGAAAGCAAUCCAAAAAUGUCUGAUUACAGUUUUGGACAGGUUACAGAUUACAUUCAGGACGUAAUUUACCCAAUCCUGUUCUUAGACCGCGGCUAGACAUAUUCUGUGUCCUUGGAUUGGACAACAGCACAUUAUACAUUUACCAGGUGUUUUUUUUUUUUUUUACCAUGUUAUUAAUUUGAAUGGUUGGCUUGCCCAGUGGGGACGAGGUUAAAUGUUGUCCUGUUUUUGUUCUAUGUACAAUGUCUACCAGUAAACAGAAAUUACAAAUAAACAGGAAGUCAACGGCGAAAAGAUUUUAGGUUGUUUUAUACCUUUCUGUUAUAAUAAUUCUCAGAGUGUGUAGCAUUAUACUCAUUUAUUUAAAAAAUGAAUCUAUUUUGUAUGCAGACCUUGUUCGUGUAUUUUUUACAUU